GAAGGUUUUCUGGACCAUCAUUUUGUACUGUAGCUGGUACCAGACAAAAAAAUCAUGUGAUAUAGCGGCUUUGGACUCUUCUCACCACUCACUCAGUAUAUUGUAGUGCACCAGCACACAAACCUUACCACUUCAGAAGAGAAAAAACAUGGCGGAUGUAAUUCCUAUCAGAAUUGGGGUCCUAGGCUGUGCUGAGAUUGCCCGGAAAGUAUCCCGAGCCAUCCAGCUGGCGCCAAAUGCCACACUGUCGGCCAUUGCCAGCCGGUCCUUGGACAAGGCAGCGGCAUUUGCACGUGCCAACAGGUUCCCUCCAGAUGCAAAGGUUUAUGGUUCCUACGAGGCCCUACUAGAAGACCCGGAUAUUGACGCCGUGCACAUGCCACUCCCCACCAGCCUUCACCUGCGCUGGGCUGUGCUCGCAGCGCAGAAGAAGAAGCACCUGCUGGUGGAGAAGCCGCCUGCUAUGAACGUGGCGGAGUUCGACAAGAUUGUGGAGGCAUGUUGGGAUAAUGGCGUGCAGAUAAUGGAUGGAACAAUGUGGCUGCAUCAUCCCAGGACCCACAAAAUGAAGGAGUUUUUGAAUGAUACGGAACGUUUUGGAAAACCCGCGCUGGUUAACUCGUGCUUCACAUUGUUGGCCGAUUCCGAUUUCCUUAAAAACGACAUCCGCGUGAAGCCUGAUUUGGACGGUCUAGGUACUCUCGGCGACCUUGGUUGGUACUGCAUCAACGCAAUCCUAUGGGCCGCCGACUACGAACUCCCCGAGACGGUGGCGGCCUUACGAGCCCCUGUUCACAAUGACGCAGGGGUACUUCUAUCUUGUGGGGCUUCUCUCCACUGGCGCGACGGCAGGAUAGCCAACUUCCACACCUCUUUUCUCUCGAAUUUAACUAUGAAUCUCACCGUUACAGGAACAAAGGGGACUCUGCACCUCACUGAUUUCAACAUUCCUCAAAGAGAAGAUCAGGCUUCGUUUACGACAUUGGUGAACCCCAAGUACAAUGACCUUCGUACGACGUGGUUAUCGUUGCCGAUUGAGCACACCAUCGAGACGGCGCUUCCCCAGGAAACGCUUAUGGUGGAGGAGUUUGCGAGGUUGGUUGCCGGUAUUAAGAGGAAUGGGUCGAAGCCGGAUAAAACGUGGCCGGCGAUUAGCCGGAAGACCCAGUUGGUUCUGGAUGCAGUUAUUGCGUCAAUUGAGAAUGGCUUUGAACCAAUUGAAAUUUUGGGCUAAAUUGUUUAAUAUCUCAUCCCUUGGAUUAAUGGCUAUUAAAAUCAAUGGCUAUUA
Molecule: messenger RNA, 1288 nt
Organism: Rubroshorea leprosula
Lineage: Eukaryota; Viridiplantae; Streptophyta; Magnoliopsida; Malvales; Dipterocarpaceae
Source: the annotation of a GenBank genome assembly